This is a messenger RNA of Cyphellophora attinorum, 1110 nucleotides long. RefSeq lists its product as uncharacterized. Bases 1 to 1110 code for a protein of 369 amino acids. Lineage: Eukaryota; Fungi; Ascomycota; Eurotiomycetes; Chaetothyriales; Cyphellophoraceae. The record is from RefSeq and is a predicted model, not a curated record. The transcript has a single exon.
AUGGCGUACACUCAAGGUCGAGACAUCGAUCGUGUCGGUCCGGCUCGUGACCACUCUCUGGUCGUGUCUGCAUAUCAGACGGAAAUCGACGACUUAUUUCGCUAUCAGGCAGAGCAAGAGCAGAUUGCAGCGGCUGCGACACAAGAGUUGGCAAAGGUGAGUCAGUCGUUGUAUUACCUCGAACUUGAAAUUGGGUUCGACGAAAUUGACUUUGAGUCAAGACGGCGCGAGUAUUAUGACCUGAAGAGGCGUGAAAUCGUUGUUUCGAGGCAGCGUAAAGUCGCCCUUAGAGAGCUAGAGCUUGCUCGACGAGAAGAAGACGAGCUGAACCAGCGCGAAUCCGAUCGACUACGCGAGUGGAAGCGAAAGCUUGCCCUAAGGAUGCGCAAAGUUGCCGAGAAAUGGCGUGGACUUGCCCAGAGGAACGUCGACUUUGCUCGAAAACGUGAGCUGGGUAGUUGUCCAGGCGAGUUAGCACCUGGUCCGGAAGAAAGACAGUCGGCAUCUCUGCAGGAAGGGAGACAGACAUCGUUUGCUCACGAAGAGGGAGAACGACUAGUUGUGCAAGAGGCUUCCAUAACGCAGAUCUCUGGGCGAUGCACCGGACCGAUGGUGGUUCCAACCCCUGCUCUGGCCGACACUCACACCAGCGAGGGCGAACAUUUGCCAGCCUCUAUUGCCGCACGAGCAGCACCUCUCGCCCGCUUCGGUGACUCCAGCGCUCAGCCCAAUCAGAUUCGCGCCUCACCUGAUCGAGAUGAAGACGCCUCUGAAGCUCAAGAUAUGUCCGGAGGUGAGUCGUCAUCUCUUUCUCCGCCCGAGGCUGGACGCCGCAGCGAGCGACUCAGAGCUGUCGUCACUAUCGGGAGGCAAUGGACUCAACAUGGCAACGCACUGGCUAUCGCUAAACCUCCAGCGACCGUGAUAAGUUCAGAUCCAAGGCUAGAGGUGCCUGACGCAUCAGCGCUGGCCCGAGAACGAGCCACCAGAGAUCCUGGUCAGUUCGCAAGGUACAACACGCAACCACGCCACAAGGGCAAAGGUACGAAGAAAAACGGAGGCCAUCGUCGCAGAGGCUUCGUGCCAGAUGGGCCGUCUGGUUCAUCAUGA